Molecule: messenger RNA, 2507 nt
Organism: Lutra lutra (Eurasian river otter)
Lineage: Eukaryota; Metazoa; Chordata; Mammalia; Carnivora; Mustelidae
Gene: MFAP5
Product: microfibril associated protein 5
Exons: 10
Coding region: 237-749 (170 amino acids)
Biological process (GO): embryonic eye morphogenesis
Cellular component (GO): microfibril
Source: RefSeq, a predicted model, not a curated record
CCCCUUCUCAUUCCCGCCUCAUCACACUCCUCUAGCCUGGCUUUCUCUCUCUCUCUCUCUCUCCCUUGCUCUCCCUCAUCUCAUUGUUUCAGAGUAGGCCAAAUUUGAAGUCCUUCCCAGGGAGUGGCCCUGUUCAUCUUAUUCUCCAGCCAAAGUAGAAACAGCGUGAGAAGGAGAGAGGCCCAUUCGGCAGCUGAAGGACUCGGUGGACAGAGCAGAGGAAAAAAAUACACAAUAUGCUGCUCUUGGGACCCAAGGUGCUGCUGUUCCUCACUGCCCUCAUCAUCCCCUCUGACUGGACACCACUAGGAGUCAAUGGUCAACGAGGAGAUGAUGUGACUCCAGUGACUCUAGAGACAUUCACCGAAGAUCCUAAUCUGGUGAAUGAGCCCUCUACAGAUGAAACAGUUCUGGCUGAUAUCGAGCCUUCCACAGAUGACCUGGCUUCUCCUGCUGAUAAAAAUACCACAACAGACUGCCGGGAUGAAAAAUUUGCUUGCACGAGACUCUACUCUGUGCAUCGGCCAGUCAAGCAAUGCAUUCAUCAGUUAUGUUUCACAAGUUUACGACGUAUGUACAUCAUCAACAAUGAGAUCUGCUCUCGUCUUGUCUGUAAAGAACACGAAGUUAUGAAAGAUGAACUUUGCCGUCAGAUGGCUGGUUUACCCCCAAGACGACUCCGUCGCUCCCACUACUUCCGACUUCCACCCUGUGAAAAUGUGAAUUUGCAGAGACCCAGCGGUCUGUGAUCACAAAGGAAGAGGAAAGAAUAAUGUGUGGGUGGGAGGAAGUGAAUGCCCUAACAAGAGGGAACUCCUUCUUGUCCAACCAUUGUCCGCUAACCCAUAGACAUUAGUAUUUCUUAAACCAAUCCCUUUGCAGUGCCUAGCUUUUGCCUCCAUUCCCUGACUGAUAACAAAGUGUGUAUUAUUGCAUGGUUUUGCUGUUUCUCAAUAUCAUAGACGUAGAUUAAUGAUAACCAUGUGGCUUAUAUACAAACAUCCUAUACACAAUUUCAAAGGAAAAUAAACUUUAGGUUAAUAUUGACCGUUGAAUCUGUCUGAACUAGAUCUUAGGGAGGAAGAAGCUGUUGCUGUCAAUUUUGGCUGGCCAUAGAACUCCUUUUUUUUUUACAUUUUCAAGAGCUUCCUAGAUUAACAUGUCAUUCAUUUAUAUAGUCUUUUUUACUCUUAUUUUAACUAUUUUGUUGGAUUUGCCUGCUCCGAUUUUUCAGAAGAGUCAUGGUAAUUUUUGUAGUCCUAGAGAAUUCUCCAGAACAUAGAGCUACACAAUCCUACUGGCAACACAUAAAGACCCAAGAUGAGGUCUGCUGUGUUCAGAGGCCAAGGAUAAAGAGAUAGGAGGAGUAAGCUAUGUAUGGAACUGGGACUCAUGGUUCCCUGUUCACUUUUUCAUGUAGUUGUCCAACUGGCAGAUAGGGAUACAAAGUCCCAUUUGCUUGUUUUUGGUCAUAUGGGGGUUAGCCCACCAUCUCAAAUUAGACAAUUUAAUGUGAAAUCAUUUCUGAGUUUGGUCAGGGUUUUCCUGAUUUGUCGCUACUUCUUUCAUCAUCAUCACUAAACAAAAUCUGUAGAAAUUACCAUGCAAAUGGACUCCAGAAUAGCCUGAUUUGGUGCUUAAGAAGAGCAUUCAGACUUAAAUUUUAAUAGGCAGGCCAAGUUUGCCAAAUGGUUUAUAAGAAAGAGUAAAACACAAUAUUCACACAACCUACAUUUUUAUGUUGGCUCUAGCAGUAACCUGGUAAACCAGUAAACUAGGUUUAAUUUCCCAUCUUUAAUAUGACAAGGUUAGAUUUAUGUUGAUUCUAAGGUAUCUUUUCGUUCUGUGAUUCUCAAGAUUUAAGCGUAUUAUUCGUAUUUCUUGGAGCCUAGAUGCAGUCUAAUUCAUAACCACCAUGUCUGCUUAUAAGAGGAGAAAUUUCAUGUUAAGACAGCAGUCCACAACAUAACAGAAAAAAAAUCCUAUUAUAGGUUACUGAUUACACACUGUAGCUGCUUCUAUUUGAAUAACUUAAUAACCCUCCAAAGAAGCCCACAAAAAUCAAUGGAAGUAAGAGACUUUGAGGCAAGUUACACACUCAGAAUUCCUCUCUGCUUGGUAGGGUUGAAUUCUUUUCCUCUUGAAAGAAAACUAUGUAAAUGAGCAUCAGAUUUUGCUAUUAAGAAACAAUUUAGUUUAAUAGGAUUUGCACAACUGAUUAAAGAGAAAUGCUAGGAAAAGACCCAAAGCGUGUAAUCUCUGCUCUAUAGCUUCUAAAAGUAAAUAUCCUCAUAUAUAAAUAGAUUUAUUAAGUGGAUAUUAUACCCACUGUAGAGAAAUCUCAACAGGCACAGAAUUUCCAAGAAUGAUUUAAGAAUCUCACCAUGAACAUGACCCUCCUACCAUAUAUUGAAUGAGGUGGCAUUCCCACCACAAAGCACCUCAAUCCCAGUAUUGUGUAUAUUGCAAAUUAAACAUUUUAAAAUAAAUUUUUCUUUAUUCCUUUU